CGGAGCCCGGGCAUUGUGGCAGCGCCGGAGCCUGGCGACAGAGCCAGGCUGAGCUGGCAGCCACCCACGACCCCACUUCCCUGCUAUGAUGGCCCGCCUGUAGCAGGUUACAGAACCCCCGCGGGCAUGUAGGCAGAGUAGCGGCAGCCAGGUGCGUAGAGCCACAAGAGCUCUAGGGCACUCUGGGGGCAGUUCUGCCUGCUGCGCUCUCUGGUGCGGGGAAUGCCCAACUGCCAGGCGAGCUGUUAAGGAUAAGAACGUUCCCUUUUGGCCCGAGUCCGCUGCAUCCAUGGCGCUGCUGGCCAGUCUGGUGCUCCUGUGCUGCUUGGCACUUCUGACGCUGCCAGCCCAGAGCUGCGGACCGGGCCGGGGGCCGGUUGGCCGGCGCCGCUAUGUGCGCAAGCAGCUUGUGCCGCUGCUCUACAAGCAAUUUGUGCCCAGCGUGCCCGAACGGACCCUGGGCGCCAGUGGGCCAGCCGAAGGUAGGGUUGCCAGGGGCUCCGAGCGCUUCCGGGACCUGGUGCCCAACUACAAUCCUGACAUCAUCUUCAAAGAUGAGGAGAACAGUGGCGCAGACCGCCUGAUGACCGAGCGAUGUAAGGAGCGAGUGAACGCGCUGGCCAUUGCUGUGAUGAACAUGUGGCCGGGAGUGCGCCUACGGGUGACUGAGGGCUGGGAUGAGGACGGCCACCACGCUCAGGACUCACUCCACUACGAAGGCCGUGCCUUGGACAUCACCACGUCUGACCGCGACCGCAACAAGUAUGGAUUGCUGGCGCGCCUGGCAGUGGAAGCCGGCUUCGACUGGGUGUACUACGAGUCCCGCAACCACGUCCACGUGUCGGUCAAAGCCGAUAACUCCCUGGCGGUCAGGGCGGGAGGCUGCUUUCCGGGAAAUGCCACCGUGCGCCUGCGGAGUGGCGAGCGGAAGGGGCUGCGGGAACUGCAUCGCGGAGACUGGGUGCUGGCGGCAGACUCCGCGGGGCGGGUGGUGCCCACGCCGGUGCUGCUCUUCCUGGACCGGGACUUGCAGCGCCGCGCCUCUUUUGUGGCUGUGGAGACCGAGAGGCCCCCCCGCAAGCUGUUGCUCACACCCUGGCACCUGGUGUUCGCCGCCCGAGGGCCGGCGCCCGCGCCAGGCGACUUUGCCCCGGUGUUCGCGCGCCGGCUGCGCGCAGGGGACUCGGUGCUGGCGCCCGGCGGGGACGCGCUGCGGCCGGCGCGCGUGGCCCCGUGGUGGCUCGAGAGGAAAGCCGUGGGGCGUGUUCGCGCCGCUCACCGCCGCAUGGGGACGCUGCUCGUCAACGACGUCCUCGCCCUCGUGCCUACGCGGGGGCUGGAAAAGUCACCAAGUGGGCCCACCGGCGCCUUUUGCUUCCUUUUGCGCCUGCUGCACGCGCUGGGGGGCCGCUGCUUUCCCGGGAGGGGCCGGUCCCAGCCCGACGGGCCAUGGCACUGGGUACUCCCAGGGUUCCUCCUACUGGUUUGGCGGAAGAAGCUGGCUUGGGCUGGAGCGUUUCUAGACUUUAGUAACCCUCGAGGCCACCCCGCCGGAACCAGGGGUCUUCUCAAGCUUUAA
This is a messenger RNA of Myotis lucifugus (little brown bat), 1579 nucleotides long. It is a transcript of the gene DHH, whose product is annotated as desert hedgehog. The transcript has 4 exons. Lineage: Eukaryota; Metazoa; Chordata; Mammalia; Chiroptera; Vespertilionidae. Gene Ontology annotation, molecular function: calcium ion binding; patched binding. Gene Ontology annotation, biological process: protein autoprocessing; cell-cell signaling; regulation of gene expression. Bases 290 to 1579 code for a protein of 429 amino acids. The record is from RefSeq and is a predicted model, not a curated record.